CGACAGGGAAAUCUCCCGAGUCGAGCUCAGCUUUGCCAGAGCCCCAGGUGUGACCUGAGCAGUGGGCAAGUGUGCAGGCUGGGUUAUUUUUAUGAGGGUACCCUGAAACUCCCCGGGAACUUUCUGUGCCAGGACCCAGUGACCGGCGGUUGGGAGGCAGCCCCAGGAACCACCGCUAUAUAGCAGGGCACUUGGGCAGUCAUUGGAAACCUCGCUCAUUCAUUAGAAUCACGUAAGAACUCAAAAGGAAACGUGUCUCUGGGAGUGAGGGCGUUUGCGUAAAUCUAUAGGUUUUACAACAUCGAUGACAGUUGCUUUGUCUUCUGUAGUCGCCAAGGUGGUUGACAGUUUAAGCUUGCGGAUAUUGCAAAGGGUUAUUAGAUUCAUAAGUCACACCAAGUGGUGGGCGAUCCACUGAGCAAAGCCGAACUUCUCACAUGAUGACUUCAAACAAGACACAUUACCUUCCAGCAUCUGUUGGGGAGACGGGAUUUUAAGACACUUGAGUCUCCAGGACAGCAAAGGCACGAUGUUCCACCAGGUGAGAAGAGUGAUGACCAUCCUUUUCCUUACUAUGGUUAUUUCAUACUUCAGUUGCAUGAAGGCUGCCCCCAUGAAAGAAGCCAACGUCCGAGGACAAGGCAGCUUGGCCUACCCAGGUAUGCGGACCCAUGGGACUCUGGAGAGCGUGAAUGGGCCCAAGGCGGGUUCGAGAGGCCUGACGUCGUCGUUGGCUGACACCGUUGAACACGUGAUCGAAGAGCUCUUGGACGAGGACCAGAAAGUUCGGCCCAGUGAGGAAAACAAUAAGGACGCGGACAUGUACACGUCCCGGGUGAUGCUCAGCAGUCAAGUGCCUUUGGAGCCUCCUCUCCUCUUCCUGCUCGAGGAAUACAAAAAUUACCUGGAUGCCGCGAACAUGUCCAUGAGGGUCCGGCGCCACUCGGACCCUGCCCGCCGCGGGGAGCUGAGCGUGUGCGACAGCAUCAGCGAGUGGGUGACGGCGGCGGAUAAAAAGACUGCAGUGGACAUGUCAGGCGGGACAGUCACGGUCCUCGAAAAAGUCCCCGUCUCGAAAGGCCAACUGAAGCAGUACUUCUACGAGACCAAGUGCAAUCCCAUGGGUUACACAAAGGAGGGCUGCAGGGGCAUAGACAAGAGGCAUUGGAACUCCCAGUGCCGAACUACCCAGUCGUAUGUUCGGGCCCUCACCAUGGAUAGCAAAAAGCGCAUUGGCUGGCGGUUCAUACGGAUAGACACUUCCUGUGUAUGUACAUUGACCAUUAAGAGGGGAAGAUAGUGGCUUUAUGUUGUAUAGAUUAUAUUGAGACAAAAAUGAUCUAUUUGUAUAUAUACAUAACAGGGUAAAUUAUUCAGUUAAGAAAAAAAUAAUUUUAUGAACUGCAUGUAUAAAUGAAGUUUAUACAGUACAGUGGUUCUACGAUCUAUUUAUUGGACAUUUCCAUGACCAGAAGGGAAACAGUCAUUUUUUGCGCACAACUUUAAAAAAGUCUGCAUUACAUUCCUCGAUAAUGUUGUGGUUUGUUGCCGUUGCCAAGAAUUGAAAAACGUUAAAAAAAAAAAAGUUUAAAAAAUACUACUAAUAAAUUGCAUGCUGCUUUAAUUGUGAAUUGAUAACAAACUGUCCUCUUUCAGAAAACAAACAAAAAAAGAAAGAAAGAAAAAAAAAAGCCUAACAAAAAUUUGAACCAAAACAUUCCGUUUACAUUUUAGACAGUAAGUAUCUUCGUUCUUGUUAGUACUCUAUCUGUUUUACUGCUUUUAACUUCUGAUAGCGUUGGAAUUAAAACAAUGUCAAGGUGCUGUUGUCAUCGCUUUACUGGCUUAGGGGAUGGGGGAUGGGAGGGGUAUAUUUUUGUUUGUUUUGUGUUUUUUUUUUUGUUUGUUUUGUUUUGUUUUUUUAGUUCCCACAGGGUGUAGGAAUGGGGAAAGAAUUCCUUCCAUCUAGAGUCUGGUUGAUAAAAGAUUCAUUUGUAUGUUGCAGAGAUGUCGGCAGUAUCAAUCAGAUGACUGGAAAGUGAAUAAAAAUUAAGGCAAACGAAUGACGUGCUCACUCCACUUCCCGUGACGCACCUCUUAGGCGCCUGCUCACCCUCUGGGCCUUGGUCGGGGGAAGAUUCUUUGGUUGGAAAGAUCUCCAUUUACUCUGAGCACAUUCUUUCCCCCCCACCCCCUCUGGUCCCCUCCUUGUUUUGUUUUCUUGAAGGGAGAAAAAUCAGUUGCGCGCUCUGAAAUAUUUUACAACUGCUGCAAAUGAGUAGACAUGUUUUGUCACAUCGUGGCACUCAUAUAAGCAUGGAGAACAGUGAUUUCUUUCUUUCUUUUUUUUUUAGAUGAGAGAAAAACAAAAAAUAAUUCAAAAAUAAAAAUUCUUUUAGAUGAGGGGUAAACAUUUGGGUCAAUCAUUGUGAGGCUUAAAAAAAAAAUCAUGGAAAGGCAUAUAACUGUCUUGCAAGUAAAAGGUAGAGUUCUGUACAGACCCAGAAACACCUAGAUCAGAGCAGGAGUCCACACUGCCAGUGAAAUGAGACUGAACAGCCUUCUGGAGGCUGUGUGGAGCUGACCUAUCAUUUCCAGGUGGUGCAGAAGGAAUUUCUGAGCGGCCAUGCUGAGGUCUAGGUGGGGUGGAGAAGGGUACUUGAGACAUUCCAGGAGGGAGGACUCUGAAGGACCCUCAGGGGUGGCUCUGGAAUGACACGCGUCAAGUUGCUUGGACCUCGCGCUUUAAGUGCCUACAUUAUCUAACCGUGCUAAGAGGUUCUCGCUGGAGGACCGCGCGCUCAAGCCGAUUUACACCCUCCACCUCUGAGUAAUUUUGCAUAAAGCUGGAUUAGCCUGGAACAUUUUUGGAACUACACGAUGGCAUUGUGAUCAUGGAAUGGAUUCGAUGAGAUGGGAGAUGUUUGUUACAUGAGCACUUAUUGCUUUGAAAUUAGACUUGAGGAAACCAGGGUUUUGUCUUUUGAGAACUUUUGGUAAAGGGGAAGGGAACAGGAAAAGGCCCCAAAACUCAGGUUGGAUGACCAUGGCUACCAAAAGAAAAUCUUGUCCAGAGACAAGACUUUGGGAUGGUGUCUGCCCAUCCAGGACACUAAAGGCUUGAAGGCGCUAUGCUCGGUGGAAGAGGCCAGGACAGAGCUGACAAAGUUUUGCUCCCCGGUAAAGGCUGCAGCCACCUCGUGACCAUCCUGUCUGUUCAUGGAGAGGGUCCCUCUAAGCAGAGGGUCCCUCUAAUCAGAGGGUCCCUCUAAGCAGAGGGUCCCUGCCUUACCUCUUACCUCUGCAAUCUUGGGUUAGGAGAAGUCGAGUUGGGAGCCUGAAAUAGUGGUCCUAGGUAAAAUGGAUUCCAGUGGAAAUUAGUGCCCAUUUAGCCCAUCGUGUAAACCUGAAAAUGUCCUGGACCGGGUCCUUGAGUAUCAGAAAGCCUCAAGAAAUUUGCUGCACCUUAGUAGGGUGAGGGAUAAGCAAAAGAGGCUGUCCAUCAUGACCCAGGGAAUGAAGAUACCAUCAGCAGAUAAUGUCUACUUGUUCAGUCUUUCAUUUAGAACGAGGCUAUCUUUUACGGUACCAUCCUGAAUACCUGUCUUUAAAAGAAGGAAUAACUUAUGUAGUAUAGGUUUGUUUUGUGCUGUUUGAAACUACUAUCUUUGUAAUUAUCUUUAACAUGUAAUGAAUACUCGGAAUAUCUGCUGUCUGAUCAAUUUUCACAGCCUCCUGUCAAGGGACAAAGUUCUAAAACAAAACAAAAAAGUCCCCAUCACAGUCUCGAAGUGUACUGUAAAGGCCGGAUCUCUUAAGUGGCCGAGCAGGAGGCAUUCAGCAAUCAUGUGGUCGGUGGCAGUCUCUUAUUCAAUAAGCUACAUCACAGUCACCUGCUUGGUGGUUUACGUUGACUUAAGGUUGAUUUUGUUAAAAUCUUUCUCUGUUGCUGUUCAUUUUUGUUCCAUUUUGUUUGGUUUUGUUUUUUUAAAGUCUUGCUGUGGUCUCUUUGUGGCAGAAGUGUUUCAUGCAUGGCAGCAGGUCUGUUGCUUUUUUCUGGUGAUUCCCAUUGACAAUGUAAAUGUCUGUGGCCUUGUUCUCUCUAUGGUAAAGAUAUUAUUCACCAUGUAAAACAAACAAAAAAUAUUUAUUGUAUUUUAGUAUAUUUAUAUAAUUAUGUUCUUGAAAAAAUUGGCAUUAAAACUUAAUCGCAUCAGAAGCCUAUUGUAAAUACAAGUUCUAUUUAAGUGUACUAAUUAACAUAUAAUAUAUGUUUUAAAUAUAGAAUUUUUAAUGUUUUUAAAUAUAUUUUCAAAGUACGUAAAAUCUGGGGGUUCUGGGUUUUAUUCUCUUCAC
This is a messenger RNA of Globicephala melas (long-finned pilot whale), 4356 nucleotides long. RefSeq names its product brain derived neurotrophic factor (gene BDNF). The record is from RefSeq and is a predicted model, not a curated record. Gene Ontology annotation, cellular component: axon; synaptic vesicle; dendrite. NCBI's taxonomy places the organism in Eukaryota, Metazoa, Chordata, Mammalia, Artiodactyla, Delphinidae. Gene Ontology annotation, biological process: negative regulation of neuron apoptotic process; modulation of chemical synaptic transmission; nerve development. Gene Ontology annotation, molecular function: growth factor activity; nerve growth factor receptor binding.